This is a messenger RNA of Daphnia pulex (common water flea), 8889 nucleotides long. RefSeq lists its product as uncharacterized. NCBI's taxonomy places the organism in Eukaryota, Metazoa, Arthropoda, Branchiopoda, Diplostraca, Daphniidae. Gene Ontology annotation, cellular component: histone deacetylase complex; transcription regulator complex. The transcript is spliced from 13 exons. Gene Ontology annotation, biological process: negative regulation of DNA-templated transcription; regulation of transcription by RNA polymerase II. The record is from RefSeq and is a predicted model, not a curated record. Gene Ontology annotation, molecular function: transcription corepressor activity. The coding region runs from base 462 to 6032 and encodes 1856 amino acids.
GUCGAGCACGAGCCGAAUCGUCCGAUCCGAGUCAGUUGCAGUCGAGAGUCGAGUCACGACCGUCCCACCUACCCCGGCCAACGUGAACCGGUGCGGGACAAAAACAACAGGAAAGAACGAGAACGAAAGUGGUGGUGGGGGCAAACCAAGUCUUGGAAAUUACUUUCAAGCCAUUUUUAUCUUUUGGUUUCUCAAAUUCCCAAAAAGUUGAACGCAAAUCUCGCCACGCUCGAUGCAACAACCAUCUUUUCACAACGGGCCUUGUUGGAAAACUUGAAGAGGAUUACCUUUUUUUCUAUUACCUCGUGGUUUUUAGUGUGUUGUGAGUGAGUUUUUAAAUCAUCUACAACCGUCUAGAUACAAUCAACGUCAUCGGUUUUUAGUGUGUGUGGGUGAGUGACAGCAACAGCAGCCGAGCCCCAAACAACGGAAGAGCCACGCCGGAGUGCCUACCAUGCGCCAUGACGGCGAUCGAUGCGAGCGUUUCGGAACUGUCGUCAUCGCUGGUUGUCAGACGUCCACUGUCGAUGUUGCUCCCGCCUUCGCCUUCAUCCGAAUUCGCCCUGUUCGCCUCAUCGUCCAGUAGCGGCGGACCAAAUGUCGCCAACGCAUCACCCGGGACUGGAACGGCCAGCAGCGGGGUAGUCGUUUUACCUACCGAAUUGCUUUUAUCAUCGCCUUCAGGGCCGUCAACCGAAUCGUCGUCCCUUCAGCUGGUCGGAUGUUAUGGCGACAAUUCGACCAAUAAUUCAUCGGAUGACAGGAGGCAGUUGGUGACGAUUGGCGGUGUAGUAGGAGACAUUAGCCGGUGUAGUAGCACCGGGAGUAAUAACAAUUGGCUGGCCGAUUUGAGCGUUGAAGUAUGUAAAGUGGAAACAAUCGAAGAGGAUGGAAGUGACAACAGCGGCGGAGGUGGUGGGGGCGGUGGUGAAGGCGGAGGCGAUUGCGGUGGCGGCAGUGACGACUGGGACGAGUCCGUCUUUUUCGAAGCUGCAGCUGCCGCCGCCGCCAGUUGCUGCGCCACUGGACAGUCCAGUCAUCAUCUACACCAUCACAACCACCAUCACCACCAUCAGCACGACGUCACCAACAACCUGGACGUCCUCCUGGGCAACCCCAAUCUUCACCAUUCGAGCGGAGGUGCUGAUCUGCUGGAAUUGGAUGUCCAAAGCUGCUGUACAGUCGAUUUCCCAUUGUCGCCUAAACAGCUCCUACUGGGCGGCUCAUCCAACAGCCGGAGUAGUAGCAGCAGCAGCAGCAGUAGUAGUAGCAGCAGCAGUAGCAGUAGUAAUAGCAAUAGCAGCUGCUGCCCCGAAGACGGGCAACUUAUUGCCGGCGCCGGAUUGUUGUCGUCUCCUCCGUCGACGCCGUCGCCUUCAUCUUCGGGCGGUUCAACACGACAACUGCAGCAACAGCAGCAGCCGUUGCCGCAACCGCCGCAGCCCUGCUCAGUAAGUGACAAAAUGUGUAGUAAAGUGUUUACGAGCACGUCGGCCCUUGCCAAACACAAACUGACGCACAGCGACGAGCGAAGAUUUUCCUGUCAGUUGUGCGGCAAAGCUUUCAAACGCCAGGAUCAUUUGAAUGGACAUUUGAUAACUCACCGGGAAAAGAAGCCGUUUGAAUGCCGGGCUGAUGGAUGCGGUAAAUCGUAUUGCGACGCCCGGUCACUACGUCGCCAUCAGGAUAACCAUCACGCACUGCCCGGAAGUUUGGCCCUAGCCGGAACGACCCAGCAGCCGCCGUUGAGUCCGUCGCUGAAUGGACUGGGCUCUUCGUUGCCGUCGAGGUCGACAUCGUCGGCCUCCUCCAACGCCGGAUUGUUUAUCAGCGAAUUGAGCGGCGGAUCGCCGGAUCUCGUCCUGCCUUCUCAUUCCGUCGGCUCGUCGCAACAUUAUCCGGCGCCCAACAGCAACAGCAAUUCGACGACAUCCAACGGAGGCAGUGGCCAUUUCCAGUCGACUGAGAACGGCCAACAAUUCGGCGGAUGGGCCGUGACGACCACCAACGGCACCACCACCUCGUCAGGUGGUCACGAUUCUGUCGUUUCGCUGGAUUCGUGCAGCAUCCAGUACGGUGGUGCUUCCGGCACCACUAAUGGCGGCGGCGGCUACCAGUCAGUUUCUUCGUGCCCAUCUGAGAACCAAGAAGCUCACCAGCAGGUCACCUGGACUUCGGUGCCGGCAGAAAGCGUGUCGCCGUCGAAAGGCGGUGGCAAGAAGCCAGCGAAUUCCGCCGGAAUUAAAAUGGCCGACAGACAGAAUAAGGUCGAAUCAACUGGUAACAACAGCAACAAAAUUCCGUCUACCUCCACGCCAGCCACCGCUGCCGCUGCUGCCGUUGUCAAAGCGACGAAAAAAGCCAAAGGAUCCAGUCUCGGCAGCAAAGUCCAGCACGCCCAGAAUGGCAAGGUCGGCGGAGUGGCAAAGAAUAAUAAUGGCAAUUCCAAGAAAAUCGCGGCAGAUUCCAGCAUUGGCGCCAAUAAUGACGGCCUGACGACCCAGCAAUUGGAAUUGAUCCAGGAAAUUAUGCGACAGACCCAGGAGCAGCACAGGUUGAUGCAGGAAGAGCAGCAGCAGCAGCAGCAACACAUCCAGCAGCACAACAAGCCUGCCCAACCGUCGCAUCACUCUUCCGGAGGCCAGGCCACAACCAAAGCCAAAAAGGCCAACAACAAGGUUAAAUGGACGGCUCCUGCGGCGUCGACAACGACCGGCGAUCCGAAUCCAUCGACCGGUCAACCAUCGACGGCGACCUCAACGAAUUCCUCCGGCCCUGGAGCGGAUGGGACAGGAGCCAACGGAGGGGUUUCCGGCCGUCCGGUCGAAUGCAACGUGUGCCAGCGGCGUUUCAAAAACACGCCGGCCCUUAAUGGCCACAUGCGCCUGCACGGCGGUUUCCUCAAGAAAGAGGCCGAAUGCGGCGGAUCCAGCGGGUCGGGAAACGGAUCCGGCGGCGGGAGUGGCGGUGGCAACUCGGGCGGCGGAGGCGGAGGAAGCGGCGGAGGUGGAAGUAGCAAAAAGCCGGGCGAGAGUAAAAAAGAUCCCAACACGCCGCCGCUAUUGACGGCUUCCGUCUCGGUGCGGGCCCUCAUUGAAGAGAAAAUCAUCCAGCGCCGGAAUAAUAUGGCAGCCAACAAUUCUUCAACGACUUUGACGGGUUCUUCUUCAGGUUCUUCAGGUCCUUCAGGUACUUCGGUGUCUGCAGCCACGGCGACGUCGUCGUCGUCGGCGUCAUCCGCCGCCAGUUCUGUUGUUGGCGUUGUCCAACAACAAGAACAACAUUCUCAUGCCUUACCAAUCUCAGUUCAACCGGUCAGUCAACCGGAAGCGCCUGUUUUGUUGAUGGACGUCCUAGAAGAGGAUCAAAGAGACUCGAUGGAAGCUCAGUCGCAGCAGCCGCUCAUUCCCAAAUUAGAGCCGGAAGGUUAUUUCGAAGGAUCACUAUUGGCUCUCAGCCCAGUCAGCCUUCACAGAGCCUUGGAGGGUGAUAUGGAUGCAUUACCUGAUGGCGAUCCGGCAAGUAACGAAGGCGGAGUCGCUUCCGGAUUGCAUAACUUGCACCACCAUCAUCACCACCACCACAGCAACAACCACCACGGUGAAAACUUUUUCUCGACGUCAUCGUCGUCCUCCUCUGCGCUGAGUGACGUCCCGUUGCUGGAUGAUUCCGUUUUCCACCAGGUUUCGGCAGCCGCAGCUUCCGCUCUGUUAUCCGACAUUAGCAGCCUGGACCUACAGUCGUACAUGGACACGGGCAACAGCGGCGGAAGUCACCACCACCACCAGCAACAGCACGGCCAGAACGGUGUGGGCCAGUACUCUGAUUUGUCGCAAUAUCUGGCCAGCAGCGCCGGAGAUCACGUCGUCAACGACUCGGUCGUUGUGGACUCUGGGAUUUACGGACACGAUCCGGUGGGCCCGAACGGCGGCUUCCAGCACCAACACGACGGCGGCUACGUGUCGUACCACCACCAGCACGAAACGAGCGUCGGAGUCGUUGCCGGAUUGGUGGGCGCCGGAUUCGGUUUCGAACCGUCGCCUUCGACUCCUCUGUCGUCGCUCUGCUCUCCGCAGCAUUACAUCCAGCACCAGUAUCAGCAACACGCCCACCAGCCGGAUUACACGCACAACAGCAACAGCGUCGACACUUGUUCCGGCGGAGGAGGAGGAUACCAAUCCAUGUUGAUGCAGGGCGUUGACGCGUCACCUUACACCCCGUCUCCGUCUCCGGUCAGUCCGUCGGUCUCUUCUCUUCCGCACUUGCAGCGCUUCCAGCCGCAGCAGCAGCAGCAGGACGCUGUGGGAUUCUAUUCCACUUCGAGUUUCUCGAGCGGAUCGGGCCACAACCAGAGCAAUUUCAUGAUCGACUGCGCCAACAGCGUCUUGUACAACAUGGAGACGAGCGGAGGCGGCGGAGGCGGAUGGGACCAUGCGGCCGAUUUGACCACCGUCGCCACGGACGCUCUGCCGCAGCUGAUGGAACAGGACCAGCCGCCGGAUCAGUUGGAUCACCAUCACCACCAUCAGCAGCCGCUUCCGCAGUCGUCUCCCGUUUUGCUCAAGCCCGUCAAAGUCAAGAAAAGUCGGCCGUCGAGAGCCAAAAAGGCCAACGACAACGAAGCGGGCGACGUCAAGCGGCGCAAAACGAUGGCCGGCAAGAAAUGUAACAAGCGCCAAGGUGACGAAAUGGACGACGUCUUGAUGCUGGGCAAAGGCAACGGCUGUCAAUUCGUCAGCGCCAUGAACUUGACGUCGUCGUCGUCGCCGGCCACCACCACCACCCGCCACAACCUCAUGUUGAAUCCUAAACGAAACGGGGCUGGACUUUAUUGGAAUCUAGUCAGGGACAAAUUGGUGAGUCCGCCACAAGUUCCGCUUCCCAGCUCUGUGGCGACGAGCUCAACGUCCCGUCAAAAGAGCCGCGUCCGCAUCGGCAAGGAUCACCAGUGCGCGGCGUUGCCGCGUUGCAAGAAAAAAGAGGCCAACAAGGAACGCGAAUCGGCCGUCCUUUGCUGGAGCGCCAGCAACGGACAACAGGUGACGGAGCAGCAGAUUGGCCGGCUGCUGGCCUGGUCUCGCUCUCCCGCUCUGCCUGGACCCAAGCGGACCGAGGAGGAGGUCCUGGCCGUCGUGACCCACUUUCACGGCGACAUCCAAGCCGCCAAAUUGCACUUGCUGACCCAACCGGCCAACGCCAGUCACAACGUCCUCAAUAACUGGACGCCGGAAGAGAUGGCCGUCUUUCACGCCGCUUUGCUCCAGCACGGCAAAGAUUUCCCCCAAGUUGCUCAACAUUUACCAUCGAAAACGGCCAGCCAGUGUAUCCAAUUCUAUUACCUCUGGAAGAAAAUCUGCCGGCCUCAGGAAUACGCCUCGAUUAAGCGAUCCAUCCCGUUCGGCGGACCUACUGCUGCCGCCCCCCAAUCUUGUAGCCCUAGUCUGAUGGACGAGACGAGUCUGUGCGACUGGCGUGACGUUGGAUGCAGCGAAAGUGAUCUGAUUAGUCUGACGCAAGCGUCCGCCGUCGUGUCGCAGGAUUGCUCGACAUCUUCUUCGCCCUCCUCUUCUUCGCUAUUGCUGCUCUCCCCCUGUGAGUUUGCCGACUGCCAUGCGAUUUCCAGUAAUGGAGCGACUCCGCGACGUUAUCAAGGCAACCAAGCCAAUCCGUCGCCUUCCGUCUCCCUUGCCGACAAGUUGUACCCGUGCUCAGUCUGUCACAAGGUGUUUGACAAAGUCAAGAGCCGGAGCGCCCAUAUGAAGACGCACAAAUCGGCCUCAACAGCGGCGGCAGCGGCGGCUGCAUUAGCCGCUAAUGCCGCCAAUUCUUCUUCUUCUUCCACGGCGGCCAAUGGACAAGACAGUUGCUCAGCAUCGCUUGUGGGCAAUAAAAACCGCAAGAGUCACCACCACCAUCACGUUCAUCAUCACAAAUCGCCAUCAAUGGCCGGGGGAGGAGGAACUCCGACCUCGCCCGUCUCCUCCUCCUGCUCGCUUCCGUCGCCCUUUCUGCCAUCGCAGAGUCUUUUUUGAAUCGUCUUGUGCGCUUGGAAACAACCAAGCCGCGGACCAAAACAGCAACCCCCCCAAAGAAGACGAAAAAUCAAAUCAAAUCGAUUGAUUCAAAUUUUUAUGUAAAUCACUCCCUCCUACCCCCCCUCAUAAAAGUCAGCUUCCCUUUUAAUCAGAAGCUCAAAAACUUUCAACCUUUUUUCCUCUUUCUCUCUCUCGUUCUUUUCUUCAUUUUAGGAUGUUUGUCGUCUUUAAAGUUAAACAUGUAAUGCUGUUACGAGAUAUGUGUCUUAAGUUUUUCACCAAGUUCCGCGACGAAACGGGCAGUGCCUUUUUCAGUUUCAAAGGGGUUGGACCCUCCCUCAACCACACCCACCCAAAUCUCUCCCUCGUCACACACAAAAGAAGAAGAAAAACCGAAAAAAUUGUCAUUUUCGUUUUUCUGAUAAUGUUUUAUCGUUGUUGUUAUAUCCCUCCUCCCUUCAUUUUUUUAUUUUUUGGUUUGGCUUUCGACAUUCAAUCUUAAAAUUAUUAUUCGGCGUGUGAUCCUUGUUCGAUUUAAGCAGAAAAAUUUACUCCCCAUACUUUUUUUUUAAAUGUUAUAUAAUAUAUAUAAUAUGCAGUCAAUAACUAUUUCACGCUAUAGAUCCCUUGCUGGUUGGGAGGCGAUUGUAGGCUAAGACACCUUUUGUUUUCUUAUUUUCCGCGUGCGUGUGUGAUUGUGUGUUUUAUUUCGCUUUGUUUUCUAUUUCAAAAGGGGCACACAGCGUUUCGCCUGUGCGUGUGCAAUCAAUAUCUUAUGUGCCCACUCUCUCACCUAUUCUCCGGCAAGGACAAAAACCCAAUAAUCGAUUCAGUGCUCAUCAGCAAAUCAGCCAUACAAUUUUGAUAGUUUUUGUUUGUUUUUUUCCAAAUAAUCAUUAACCCUCUACCGAUUUUUUAUUUUUAUUUUUUCAAUGAAAUCCUUCGUGUGUGAACGUGAAUGCCUCCACUCAAACCUUGGUAAUCUUUCGCAAACUUAUAUUUCUUACAUAUUAAAUAUCUGACUUAUAUAUUAUAUGCUAAAUGAAUUUUACAUUAGAAAUUGAAAGUAUGUUGCAGCAAUAGUGUGCCCCCCGACAACUUGGACAAGUUGUUGUUGUUCUUUCUCAACGCCAGUCACCACCACAGUCAAACAAAUAAGGAAGCAAAAAAGGAAUUUAACCGCCGCGUGCAAGACUGCAAGGCCAAUUGAUAUAUACAUAAGUACCCCUAUUGACAUUAUUUUAUUAUUAAUUAUAUAUCCCACAGUGUUUGUUUUUUAAAUCCCCGGUUAUUUCCCUCUCGAAUUGGAAGAUUCGAUAAUAAUAGCCUGGCCAUUGUAGGAUUGAUACCAGAAUUGAAAUUCGUUGAAAUUAUUUUAUAUUCUUGCAUUGAGGGGCGGCAUUUUGUUUGACGUGAAGUGUGUGGCGUGAGAAAAUCCCCUUGACGUCAAGAAAAAAAAACCAAACAGGAAAUUUUUAAGGAACACAAAUUAACAAAACAAUCGUAGGGACGAGCUGGAGGGAUUUUUUGAUCGAAGGAAUCAAAUUAAGAAAAGAUCCCCGUGACCAAUAAAUUCAAUAAUUAAAAAUUGCUUGUUUAUUAAAUAAUAAUAAUAAUAUAUUUUAUGUAACAAUUCUAUUUCAAUCCGAUUAUGAUUGGCACUCAACUAACUCUAAAUCGAAACAAAUUUUGACGCAUUUUGUUUUAUUUUUUUAGCCGUUUUCGUUGGUUUGAUUGUUGAUUUUUCUCACCAAUUUUUUUUUUAAACAAAUUUUUCUUACCUCGAUGGGCGGAUGAAGACUUUUUGUUCAAUUUGACGACAUUCGCACAAAUUAAACUUGUCAGCCUGUGGCCAUGAAAGAGAAGAAAACAAAACAAGCACGAAGAAAUAACAAUAAGAAUUAAUGCUAAUUAAUAAUACUAUGAGUAAUAAUUAUUGAUUAAGACAAAAAAAAAAGGAUCGUGAAAUAUUUCCGAUCCUUUUUUUUUCAAUUAUUAUAUCACCCGUUUGAAACACCUGAAUUGUUUGAUAUAUUUUAGGGAAAAAAUCUUUUUACUUUUUAUUUUUUUUAUUUCAGCGUGAGCGUGUGCGUGUUAGCCUCAAGUUCGUUUUUAUCACCCACACAUCAUAAACAAAAAUAUUAUUCACUAUUUUUCUCUCUCUCUCUCUCUCCCUUGCGUGUGAAUUAUUUUUUUUUCUUUACCGGACAGAGCUUAAGAGCGUGUGCCAUGUAGAUAGUGUACAGCAAAAAAAAAAAAAGAAAGUGGUGUGAAAUUUUUGCGAUUACUCUCCUAUAAUUACACCCAGACGCCACAUCAUGCAAGUUUGCAUUUAAUCACCGAAAACCUACCCACCCAAAAUAAUUAAUAAUUAAAAAAACAGCUGAUUAUUUCUAGUUGACAAAAUAUUUGUAUGCAAAAAGAAAAAAAAGCCCUUUUGUUUCAAAUUCACGUGUAAUCCAUUUUUUUUUUUUUGCUGAUUUCAAGAUUGUGUUUUACUAUUUUUUUCUUUUUCGCGGUUUGAUUUUAUUUAAGAAAAAAAAAAGAGUUUGCAAUUCCCACGUCUUUUUUUUUUUAAAUAUUAGGUAAUUUUCUUUGACUACACACACACAAACAUUGCCCUUCCCGCUAUACUGGCCUCCCUCUCUUUUUUCUCUUAUAUAUCAUUCUCCCGAAUUUUUUUUUGGAAUACAAAAAUAUCCAUCAGUGUGUGUGCGUGUGCGUGCCGUUGCCAUGACAGCGCCAGUUCUCCCCCCCCCCCCCUAUUUUAUUUUUUUGUCUUCAAUUCUUUAUACUCUCGUUGUUGCUGUUGAAUUAUAAUAUAACACGGUGUGUGAUUAGUUUAAUUCCAAAA